AUGGCUAAAUACGUAGGUCCAUGCUUGUUUCUCGGAUUGGCUGUGAUAUGCACAGUCAUUGCUGUAUCUUCGGCGCGAGAUGUCCGGAGUAUGAGGGGAGAUUUGGAGGUGGCUGGUUCUCAUCACCAUCACCAUGGCCACCAUCAUGAACACGGCGGUGGCCACGAGCAUCAUUCUCAUCAUCACGGAGAACACGGUGAGGAGGGCCAUAAAGGUCACAAGGGCCAUCAUCAUCAUGAACACGGCGAACACGGCCAUCAUGGUAAGGAACACCAUGAGGGUCAUCAUCACGAGCAUGGCGGCCAUAAGAAGGGUCAUCACGACGAGCAUGAUGAGCACGGUAGCCAUCACGAGCACGAACACGGCCAUAAAGAAGCGAAAUUCGGCCACGGAAAGGGUCAUAAGAAAGGCGAGAAGACACAUGGCUAUCAUCACAAAUCCCAUAAGGAUGAGUUCCAUAAGGAACACAAGUUCUACGAUGAUCAUCAUAAAGGUGGCCACCAUGAGAAGCAUGGCGACCAUCACGAGCAUCAUCAUGGCAAGGAAGGUCAUCACAAGAAGGGUGGACAUCAUCAUUCUGGCCACCAUGAAGAUCACCACGGUAAGAAGGGUCACCACGAUAAAGGACAUUACGAUGAAGAUCACCAUGGUCAUCAUGGCAAACAUGGCCACGAAGAACACCAUCACCAUCACGAAGAUCAUGGAAAGAAGCAUGAGCAUCAUGGCGGCAAAAAGCAUGGUUAUUCGAGCGGCCACGGUGGUCACCACCAUCAUCAUCAUUAACGAUAUGAAACUUGCCAAUUUAGUGCGACACGAACAGAAUAAAUUGUUGCACCAUUUGUUCAUUGUCCUUUCGU
Messenger RNA from Vollenhovia emeryi, 857 nucleotides. RefSeq names its product histidine-rich glycoprotein-like. The record is from RefSeq and is a predicted model, not a curated record. The transcript has a single exon. Bases 1 to 783 code for a protein of 260 amino acids. Lineage: Eukaryota; Metazoa; Arthropoda; Insecta; Hymenoptera; Formicidae.